CAAUCUUGCGGUCUCCUUGACCACAAUCGUGGGGAAACGUCCUACCAGCAACUUCCUAUCAUCCACCGAUUUCCAAGCCAAUAAGACGGCAUGAAGAACUUGGCGCCCCAGUUCUCAGAGUUCUUCCGGUUCGAGCUACUGCGGGUGCUCGGCACGGCGCCGGUGCAAGGGUGUGAUGUUGCCGAGUGGGUGGAGGCGAGUGAGAAAAUCAAGCAAGACGAUGCCGAGAGCUGGUACAUGGCGUGGACCGAGGCAGCCGAAAAAGCCGAGGCGGCAGCGGACGAGGCGCUCCGGGCCGGCGACCAACAGGGGGCGUGCUGGGCGUUUUUGCGAGCCACCAACUACCGGCGGGCCAGCGAGUUCAUGCUCCACAUACAGCCCAAUGACCCGCGCCUCCUCGAAUCUCUGCUCAAGUCGUCAGACAACUUCAAGCGAGCAUGCUCCCUGCUCGACAGCGCCGUCGAGGUGCUGCAGAUACCAUACGAGGACACGACGCUGCCGGGGUACCUGUUCCUGCCAACAAGCGGCAGCACUGCUGCUGCUGGGUCCGCGUUGCACCAGCGGGCCAUGACGCCGCUCCUGGUGGCGACGGGGGGGUACGAUUCAACGGUGGAGGAGCUCUUCUUCGGCAUGGCGAGUGGGGCACGCGUGCGCGGAUACGCCUGUUUGGUCUUUGAAGGGCCAGGCCAGGGAAUCGUGGCGCGGCGCAUGCAAGGGCGCAAGCACCUCAGGCCGGAUUGGGAGGUGGUGAUUGGGGCCGUUCUCGACCACGCCGUACGGUUGAACCGCGAGAAGCCCCAUCUUGGGCUCGACAUGUCGCGCAUCGCCCUGGUAGGUGCGUCGAUGGGAGGCUACUUUGCCCUGCGGGGCGCAAGCGACGCUCGGGUGGGGGCCGUCAUCUCGAUCGACGGCUUUUACAAUCUGGGCGACAUGAUGGCGUCGCGCAUGCCACGCAUGCUGUGGCCCAACCGCAUCGGGGACUCGGCAUUCAACUGGCUGUUGAAUGCGGCGCAGCGCUGGCACUUUCAGACUCGCUUCGAGUUCCAGCACGCCAUGCUGGCCACGGGUGCCGACACGCCGGCCGAGGUGUAUCGGCAGCUGGCUCGCUACCGCUUGUGCGACCAGGAUACUGACGGCUCGGACCUGCUCGACCGCGUGAAGUGCCCUGCCCUCAUCACGGGGGCGCGCGAUACGCUGUACUGGUCGCUGGAAGAGAGUACCUACCGCAUUUUCGGCGCCCUCUCGCAGUUGGACGAGGCCAAGGACAAGCAGCUCUGGAUUCCUGCCGGCUGGGGGCAGGGAUCACUUCAGGCCAAGGUCGGAGCCUUCUCGCACCUCCAUUGCAAGAUGUUUUCGUGGUUGAAUCACGUUUUCGGCAUUUAGUCGUAAUUAGUCCAAUCUGAAUCUGAAUCUGGAACUUCAAUGGGAGCGGGAAUGACACCUUGUGUACGUACGCGGCGAGACUCUGGCCGUUAUCUGUUUCCAAUGCGGGACCAGGUGGCAGGUGCGGAAGCGACAAUCGCUGUUCAGUGUCCCAGCAGCUGAUUGAGAAAUGAAGGAGAGGUUGAGGUUGCAUAGGAGGACCUGAUCUUGGUUGGCCAAGAAAUCUGGCCAAAUACCUUAAUUACUGUACUGUAUUGUACGGUGCAUACUGGGGGCGGGGUUACGGA
Canariomyces notabilis is the source of this 1670-nucleotide messenger RNA. Its product is annotated as alpha/beta-hydrolase. Bases 91 to 1383 code for a protein of 430 amino acids. Lineage: Eukaryota; Fungi; Ascomycota; Sordariomycetes; Sordariales; Chaetomiaceae. The record is from RefSeq and is a predicted model, not a curated record. The transcript has a single exon.